Messenger RNA from Purpureocillium lilacinum, 420 nucleotides. Lineage: Eukaryota; Fungi; Ascomycota; Sordariomycetes; Hypocreales; Ophiocordycipitaceae. The record is from RefSeq and is a predicted model, not a curated record.
AUGCAGACCAGGUCAGAGACACAUUCACGAGCAGGAUCGGGGGGGCAGUACAUUUGGCAAGGACGACGCAGCAGUGCGGCCCGACACAGGCUCUCGGGAUUCGCGCGGCCAGGGACUGUGAGGCCACAACACUGCGUGGGAAUAGAACGAUCAGGGCAAAUGAUCAAGAGCAACAGUAGGCGUCGACAACAAAGCCGUGAAGCAUGGCCAAAGGGGCUGGCGCACGAAGGGAGUCUGGCGAGAAUGACGAGAGAAGAGGAGAAAAAAGGAUGGGAUGUCGACAUGCAGCAGCAGAAUCGGGUUUUAUGCACAUCUUUCGUGACUGCAACUUCCUUGAUGUCCUGUCAGGAAGCUUGUGGAAGCGAGGAACUUGCCUGGCACUUCCUUCUCAUCGGGUUGGGACAUGGCAGCCCGGCAUGA